Otolemur garnettii (small-eared galago) is the source of this 954-nucleotide messenger RNA. RefSeq names its product glutamate rich 2 (gene ERICH2). The record is from RefSeq and is a predicted model, not a curated record. The transcript is spliced from 10 exons. NCBI's taxonomy places the organism in Eukaryota, Metazoa, Chordata, Mammalia, Primates, Galagidae. Bases 202 to 912 code for a protein of 236 amino acids.
UAACACAGAGACAUUUUAUUUAAGAACAAAGAGAGAGCUUAGCGCACUUCCGAAGAGAGUUGGAAGUAGGUCCUUCUCACAAGCGAGACCAGAGAUGCAAAGGCAGCGUAGAGGAAUUAUCUAGACAAGACAGAUGCUAUCAAGGCACCAAAAAAUAGACAGAAUGGUGGAUUGCUAGUGUUUGAUCUAAAGGAAAAAGCGAUGAUUGAACCAAAUGAAGCAAAGUCAGAUAAAUGCCUCUUUGGACACAGACCAAGAUUGGCAAGCAAAUUUUAUACAUUACCAACACGAGUCUCUCUAAAUGUAGCUAAGACACUCUCGGAAAAGAAGGAAGUCUCUUCAAAAACUAUUGAAAAUAAAAUUUCUUUAAAGAACCCUGAAAAUAGAGUGUCUUCAACGAGUAUUGAAAAUAAAAGUAUCUUAAAUCUACAGUCUGACCUGUGGUCAUCUUCCUUCUUAAAAGAAAGCACAGGUAAAGCGGGCAAAGACACAGUCAUUGCAAAGCAGGAGAAAAAUAAUGAAUCUUGCCUUCAGGAUACUGACAGUAAGUUGUCAGAAUCAACCGAUGAUGACGAAGAUGAUACCAAUGAUGAAGAUAAUAAUGAAAGCAGUAACGCUAAAAAGGAUACUUGCGCUCCACUAGAGUUAAUGGCAGAAUUCCUGAGAGCAGAGAUGGGCGGAGACUACCACCUGGCAAAAAAAUUAUGUCAGAUGAUUCUAAUCUAUGAACCAGAAAAUCCUGAGGCCAAGGAGUUUUUUGCACUUAUUGAAGAAAUGUUGCAGAUGGAGAAAGCUCAGAAUCUUAAGAAAGAUGAUGAAGAGAGCGAAGAAGACAGUAGCGAGGAGAGCGAAGGAGAAAGCAGUGAGGACGAGGAGGAUGACAGUUCUGACGAGUGUGAAGAAGGGUCGUGAAUGCUGCUGCCGUGGUUUAAGCUUCAUGUAUUUUCAUUAAUG